Xiphias gladius (swordfish) is the source of this 954-nucleotide messenger RNA. RefSeq lists its product as uncharacterized. Bases 1 to 954 code for a protein of 317 amino acids. The transcript has a single exon. Gene Ontology annotation, molecular function: G protein-coupled receptor activity. NCBI's taxonomy places the organism in Eukaryota, Metazoa, Chordata, Actinopteri, Istiophoriformes, Xiphiidae. Gene Ontology annotation, cellular component: membrane. Gene Ontology annotation, biological process: sensory perception of taste; G protein-coupled receptor signaling pathway. The record is from RefSeq and is a predicted model, not a curated record.
AUGGACUACCAAACAUGUGUCCUAAUUAAUUGGCCUUUUCUUAUUCUCAACAUUGUGGCCAAUGCAUUCUACAUCUUUUGCAUGCUCCGUCCACUCCAUGGAGAAAGGAUCAAGCAACCUCUGAAGCUUCUCCUGGGGUCCUUGAUUUGCUGUACAGCUGCUUACCAGAUGUCGGUUAUGAUGCUGUUCUUUUCUAACCUCACAACUAACAACGGGAAUCUCAUGCGAGCCUCAUAUGUGAUGUCAGUCUGCACUUUGACCACCAGUAUGACCUCCUCCGCCUGGCUGAACUUCUUUUACUACACCCAGAUUGUACCUGCCCAGCGAGCGCUCUUCAUCUGGAUUAAGAAGAAUAUCAAACCCAUCAUCUACUGCAUUUGGCUCAUUGAGAGAAUACUCAAUUUGUCUGACUUUACUGUCAUGUUUUUAAACAAUUCUUUUGUUGGCUUUGAAUUCAGUAACAAUUUCUCAACGGACCAUGAUCAGCAUCUGUCUACAAGCGAUUACUUGCCUUGGCUAGCAGCUAUGUAUACCAUUCAGGUUUCCAUAAGGGAGGCCCACUUCUUUUUCUGCCUGGCUGUUAUGGGGAUUUCGAGUGGUUCUACUCUAGUCUACCUGUGCAGACACAUGCGGCGUAUGGUAGCAAUUGGACAGCCCUUCUGCUGCUCCCGCCUCAGUGGUCAGGUGAGGGUCACCAUCACUGGCAUCCUGCAGGGAGUCCUGUAUGUGGUCUGUGCUGUGUGGAGUGUGUGCAUCUUUCUUUCUCAGCAGAUGCCCUCUCCAUUCAUCAGUCCAUAUAUCAGUUUCACUGUCAUUAAUGUGUACAUGACAGGCACCACGUUCAACCUGGGAGCGGGUCAGACUGUAUUCAGACUGAGAGCAGCAGACUUCUGGAUCAGAGCAACUCAGUGGUGCAAAGCGCCUGAAGUACAACAGUCUGAACGAGGAGGAUGA